Messenger RNA from Pipistrellus kuhlii (Kuhl's pipistrelle), 2090 nucleotides. It is a transcript of the gene CHST4, whose product is annotated as carbohydrate sulfotransferase 4. Gene Ontology annotation, biological process: carbohydrate metabolic process; N-acetylglucosamine metabolic process; protein sulfation. NCBI's taxonomy places the organism in Eukaryota, Metazoa, Chordata, Mammalia, Chiroptera, Vespertilionidae. The coding region runs from base 308 to 1456 and encodes 382 amino acids. The record is from RefSeq and is a predicted model, not a curated record. The transcript has 3 exons. Gene Ontology annotation, cellular component: Golgi membrane. Gene Ontology annotation, molecular function: N-acetylglucosamine 6-O-sulfotransferase activity.
GAGAAGGGAUGGGUAUGCAAAAUGCAAAGAGGAGGAGGAGGAAGCAGAGAGGCGAGUGAGUCAGAGAAGAGAGGGAGUCAGAGGAGAAAAGCUUCGGGGCUUGGCUAACAGUGAGCCUCCAGAGCAGUGGGGAAGCUUAAGCCACUAACAAGUCCCACAGGAUGAGGCCACACCAGGGGGACCACGUGACACUGAGGCGAUAACUCCAAACUGAAGCCAAGCAGCUCUGUAGCUUGCAGCCGUAACCUUCAGGGACUGAGAGUCCUGUGCUUCAUUGAGAUAAAGAAAGGUCUUCCACUUCAGCACGAUGGUACUGCCCCCCAAAAUGAGGCCCCUGCUGUUAUUCCUGAUGUCCCAGAUGGCCAUCUUCAUUCUAUACAUCCAUUUGUACAACCACAACUUCAACUCCCUGUCCACGAGGGAGGAGCCCAAGCCCAUGCAUGUGCUGGUCCUGACUUCCUGGCGCUCUGGCUCUUCUUUUGUGGGGCAGCUUUUUGGACAGCACCCGGAUGUCUUCUACCUGAUGGAGCCUGCCUGGCACGUCUGGAUGACCUUCACACAAAGCACCUCCAGGAACCUGCAUAUGGCGGUGCGGGAUCUGAUACGGUCCAUCUUUCUGUGUGACAUGAGCGUCUUUGAUGCCUACAUGAAACCUGGUCCCCGAAUACAGUCCAGCCUCUUCCAGUGGGAAACCAGCCGGGCUCUGUGUUCCCCGCCUGCCUGCGACGCCUUCCCAAGGGAUGCCAUCAUAUCAGAGGCUCAGUGCAAGAUCCUAUGCAGCAAACAGCCCUUUGAGAUGGUGGAGAAGGCCUGCCGCAACUACAGCCAUGUGGUGCUCAAGGAGGUGCGCUUCUUCAACCUGCAGGUGCUCCACCCGCUGCUGAGGGACCCUUCCCUCAAUCUGCACAUCGUGCACCUGGUUCGGGACCCCCGGGCGGUGUUCCGUUCCAGAGGACGCACAACAGCAGAACUCAUGAUUGACAGCCAAAUUGUGAUGGGACAGGAGCAGCAGAACCUCAAAGAGGAGGACAAACCCUACUAUGUGAUGCAGGUUAUCUGUCAAAGCCAGAUGGAGAUCUAUAAGGCCGUGCAGACCUUGCCCAAAGCACUCAAGCAGCGCUACCUGCUCGUGCGCUAUGAGGACCUGGUCCAGAACCCCCGGGCCCAGACUGCCCGGAUGUAUAAACAUGCAGGGUUGAAAUUCUUGCCACACCUCCAGGCCUGGGUACACAACAUCACUCGAGGCAAGGGCACGGGUAGCCACUCCUUCAAAACAGAUUCCAGGGAUGCCCUCAGUACCUCCCAGGCCUGGCGCCAGUCCUUGCCUUAUGAAAAGGUUUCUCGACUUCAGACAGUCUGCGGUGAUACCAUGAACUUGCUGGGCUACCGCCAGGUCAGAUCUGAGCAAGAGCAGAGAAACCUGUCGCUGGGUCUUCUGUCUACCCUCACCCCUUGAGGAGACUCCGUCCCCAUUGGCACCAGCCUCAGCUACAUUAUCUGAAGGCUGCUUAUGUCUGAAAUUUGCUUAUGUCUGCUGGUGUACACGUGAGCUCAAGCUGUGCCCACACAUGCUCAAGCCAAGAAAGCUUUAUAGCUCUACUCAGGUCUAGAAAAGAGACUCAAUAACUGUGUGUUUGGCACAUUCCACCACUGGAGAAGGAAUACUGCCAUCUCUCCUUAGCUUUCCUAUCUGUGUAUACCUCAGAGACUUCUUAGCUGGGGUCCUAUUUGAUACCAUACAGUAUCAGUGGAGUAAGUCCAUUAACUUCUCUGUCCAUAUCUUGCCCAAUGGGAAAGGACAGGAAAUGGGUCUUCCAGUAAAGAGCCCAUCAGUCCAUUCCACAGUGAUGUGAACUCAGAGUUCCCAGUAGAUUAAAAAAGAGGGUGAGGAACAGGAUUGGACACUUACCCAUGAGGUUGGACAACAGUUAUCCGUUAUCACAAAUAUGAAACAAAAUCUCUGCACAACAGAGCAAGCUCUUAAGUUUAAGGGGUGGCUGGGCCUGAUUUUCAUGUCAUUUCUCCUCGGUGUUUUCCUAAUACAUGGAAGAUUUCCAACUGGGAAGCUACCAUCUGUUAACAUUGAAAUU